AUGGCUUCCUCCUCCUCGUCUUCAGAGUUCACCGCCGACGAACUCGAGGCGGCGGAGGCUCUGAUUAAGCUAAAGACCACCGACCCAGAUUCCACUCUCUCAGAUUUCUUCCCUCGCUGGCUCCAGAAAAAGAAGCGGCUGCUUCCGUAUGAUGAAAAGAGUAGCGAGAGAGGGAAAAGGUUGAGCCCUGACACUCCUCUCGAUGUGCCUCGUUCUCCGAUAGCUGGUGACAAGAACCCAUUUUCCCGCUUGCCUCCUCUGCUUUCGUGUUCGAAGAUGGAGUCUUUGAAGAAGAACGACGACGAGAAACAAGCGGAGUUGGUGAAUAAGAAGAAGGAGCAGAUGAUGAAUGCGGUAAUCGUUACCCAAUCUGUAUGCAUCGACCUCAAGGAUUUUUUAGCUUCCUCAAUGUGUCAUUUUAUCGAGCAUGUUUCUGGCAUCUUUUUUCAUGUAAACCUUAGAGGUUCUAGCACUGUUGAACAAGAGGAGAAAAAGCAGCUAUGCAAGAAACUCCAAGAUGCAGAAAAUGAGUCCAGCAGUGGAAAAACAAGUAAUGGAAGAUAUCUAAGCAAAGCCGACCUUAGGAAAGAUGCACGCAGAAUGAGAAAUGGGCCGGGAAGAAAUUGUAUGGGCGCAAGAGUUGAAAUUUCAAAGGGAUAUAUGCCUAAUAGUUUCGACCAGGUUCUUCUUGAUGCUCCUUGUUCUGCCCUUGGUCUUAGACCUCGAUUAUUUGCUGGGGAGGCAAUUUUAACUAGUCAAUAUAGAAAAUCUACUACAGCAUCUAGGUUACAUCUAAUUGUUUUUUUGCGAAAUGGUAAACAUAUUUCGAAUAUUGAAAUAUGGUUGUUGCUGAACAACAUAUACCUAGCAUUUCCAAAUUCAUGGAAGGAACAUGUGGUUACCACUUCUCGAGAACUUGGACACUUGAGCUCAGGUUUUAUACCCCCAAGACUCCAAAACCCCGUUGCUACUCAUCUGAAUCCAGUACUCUCCGCCUGUGUGGACCCCACUGGAAAAAUUCCGUUCACGCCCCUCGGACACCCUCCCCCCGCCACCGGCCAAUCGCAGGUCAUCGAGGUCGACAAGUUCACCAUGAUGCGGCGCUGCGAUCUCCCCGCGCGCGAUCUCCGGCUCCUCGAUCCCCUCUUUGUUUACCCCUCCACGAUUCUCGGUCGAGAGAAGGCGAUUGUUGUCAAUCUCGAGCAGAUCAGAUGCAUAAUCACUGCAGAUGAGGUUUUGCUUCUCAAUUCUCUUGACGGGUAUGUGAUUCAGUAUGUGGUGGAGCUUCAGCGGCGGCUGAUGGCGGGGAACAAUUCGGUCGAGAGCUGAAAUGAGCUUCACGGGACUUUGCCUUUUGAGUUCCGGGCGCUUGAGGUUGCGCUCGAGGCUGCUUGUACUUUCCUCGAUGCUCAGGCAGCUGAACUAGAAAUCGAGGCAUAUCCCUUGUUAGAUGAGCUCACAUCAAAGAUCAGUACCCUGAACCUAGAACGAGUCCGUCGUUUGAAAAGUCGACUAGUUGCAUUAACACGGAGAGUACAGAAGGUUAGGGAUGAAAUAGAGCAACUAAUGGAUGAUGAUGGUGAUAUGGCUGAAAUGUAUCUGACUGAAAAGAAAAGGCGUAUGGAAUCAUUUUUUGGUGAUCAAUCAUUACAAGGGUACAGUUCUACUGGGCCUGGGGUGUCUGUUUCUGCUCCAGUUUCUCCUGUGUCUUCACCACCUGAGUCACGAAGACUUGAGAAGGCACUAAGCUUUGCUAGAAGCAGGCACAGUAGUAUGAAAAGUUCAGACAGUACCAAAGAAAAUAUAGAAGAGCUGGAGAUGUUGUUGGAAGCUUAUUUCGUGGUCAUUGAUAGCACUCUUAACAAAUUAACUUCGCUAAAGGAGUACAUUGAUGACACAGAAGAUUUCAUAAACAUUCAACUGGAUAAUGUCCGAAAUCAGCUGAUCCAAUUUGAGCUUAUACUGACAACGGCAACAUUUAUCGUUACCAUCUUCAGUGUGGUCGCUGGAAUCUUUGGCAUGAACUUUGAGAUACCGCUGUUUAAUGAUCCGAGUGCAUUCGACUGGGUGUUGAUAAUCACAGGGACUUGUGGUGCCAUAAUAUUCUGUUGCUUCCUGUUUUAUUUCAAGUACAGAAGAUUAAUGCCCCUGUAGAUGGUAUACAUUAAGUAUACAACAUGGAGAGGGGGGGGGGGGGGGGGGAUAGUAAUCUCUGCACUGUCUUCCUUAAACGAGGUGAUUAUAGGGUAAGAGUUGAGGUUCUUCAAAUUCUAAUUCUUCUUUUAGUAGGAGAAUUUGAGGCUCUUAAUUGAUUACUCCUAUUGAUGUAUAUAUCAUUCUUCCUGCUCCUCAGCCUAAUGGAUAGGUGCACAAGUAGAUUCUGAUACUGCUGUAAAGAGCUCGAUGGUACUCUAUACUAUAUCAAAUAAUAUAUCAUUUGAUA
Molecule: messenger RNA, 2443 nt
Organism: Asparagus officinalis (garden asparagus)
Lineage: Eukaryota; Viridiplantae; Streptophyta; Magnoliopsida; Asparagales; Asparagaceae
Product: magnesium transporter MRS2-1-like
Exons: 12
Biological process (GO): transmembrane transport; magnesium ion transport
Cellular component (GO): membrane
Molecular function (GO): magnesium ion transmembrane transporter activity
Source: RefSeq, a predicted model, not a curated record